Messenger RNA from Naegleria lovaniensis, 1824 nucleotides. RefSeq lists its product as uncharacterized. The record is from RefSeq and is a predicted model, not a curated record. Gene Ontology annotation, biological process: protein phosphorylation. The transcript is spliced from 2 exons. NCBI's taxonomy places the organism in Eukaryota, Heterolobosea, Eutetramitea, Acrasida, Naegleriidae. Gene Ontology annotation, molecular function: protein kinase activity; ATP binding. Bases 1 to 1824 code for a protein of 607 amino acids.
AUGCAUAAGAGACAACGACCACAUUUUCAGGACCUCUCUUCUCCUUUUUCCUUUAUUAAGGCCAUUGAGGAUAAGGAAUUGCUUUCUAUGGACCAAAAAAUUGGUCUUAUCAUCGAUACACUGAGUCAGAGCUUUGAUAAGUCCAAUUUACCCAACAUUUCAUAUCCUUCAUGGGUAAAGAAAGAUAAAACCAAGACUCUUCUUUACUCUUUGAAUAUCAUUCCUUCGGGAUCGUUGGAAUUUCUUCCAAAGACGGAGGAGAUGAGGAGAUAUCAAACAAGAAUCAUGGAUUUAUGCACCUAUUAUGAAAGCAACGACAUUAAGAAAUUAAUGAUGGAAUUACCUGAAGCAGUGAACUUGUUUCAAGAAUAUUCACGAGUUUGGAACGAAACAUCUAUUUUAUCAUUAAUAUCUGCCUUAUGCCAAACCAAAAACGUACUUGCAUGUAACGGUGAAAUUGUGAUUACUGGGACAUACAACUCGUUAUUCAAUACGUUGUUUAAAAAGAAAAAUCUUGUUCCCCAUGGAGACAAGAUAUUGGAUAUUCGUCUAGCAGCGGAGUUCCCUUACUUUAAGGUAAAAUGUGAUUCGUUCAUGACAGACAACAUAGAAUCUGUUGUUUAUCACAUCAGAGAAGACAAAGACAGUGACGAAAGUGAUUGGGAAUCGACCUCUUCUGAUGGAUACAAGGUGAUCGUAACAAUGAGAGGGCUGUUAAGUGAAAACAUUCGACAGUUCAGGAUGAACAAAGAUCAAUUGCAGCGUUAUUGCAAGAUGACAGGCAUGAUAACAAACAAAAAAUUCAUUCACUGCUUUGUUUUGGAAGCAAAAUUUGAUGAACACAUGAAUGUUUCUUACCAUUUAUUCAAAUAUGCGUUUGCUGUUAACUUACCUGAUUUAAUUAGAUUGGUCAUGUUUCUUUGUCUAUAUAUCCGAGACUUCAUUCCAGAGAGUGAAAUUAUGUCCACUUCUGAUUACGUUGAAGUGGAAAUGUCACCAUUCAAAGAUCCACAAAGGAUUAUGGAAGUGGCAUCCACCGUCCUUAGCUCUAAAUCUCAAGAAGUGUACAAAAUGAUACACGGAAAACCUGUAAUGAGGAUGCUUGACUCCAAACAUAGCCAACUGUUUGUUAUGAAAACUACAAGCGUUUACAAAUUAACCGAUUCUACAGAAAAUUAUAUCUAUGAAACCUUACUUCGAACAAAUUACUGUCAAUACCUUCCAAGGGUUUUAACUUUCCAUCAUGACGCUGUCGAAUUGGAGCAUUUGAGAGAAAUUAAUACUGUCACAUCUUGGGAAGAAAGUUCUGUUCUUGCAUUACUCUCAGAUGUGACAUGUGCAUUGAGAUUUCUUCAUGAACACAAUAUUUUACACAGAGAUGUAAAACCUACCAACAUUUUUCUGCGAGAUGGAGAAGGUGAAUUUUUCUGCUUUGUGCUUGCAGACUUCAAUCUCUCAUGCCAUUUUCAAAGAAUUCAACACCAAAACAAAGAGGUCUUGCUUGAUUUGAACAGUAACAAAAUUAUUAAUGAGAAAUGUGGAACUAAAGCGUUUUGGGCACCUGAGGUUGAGAAUGAAGAGAAUUAUAAUGAAAAGAUUGACAUCUAUUCAUUGGCUCUCACUGUCCUCUAUCUGUUAAAUCCUUCCCUUUUUAAAACUUGCUUGUUUACCAAAGAUUGGCUUGGAAUGAGCACGAGCUUGAACAUUAGUGCUGGACUGCAAGGUCUCUUAAGUGAAAUGCUUGCCAUCCAACCUUCUAAGCGACCCCCUGCACAUGAAAUCGAGAACAGAUUGUCCAACCUCAUGUCCGAGAGCAAUGAAUGA